Polypterus senegalus (gray bichir) is the source of this 3521-nucleotide messenger RNA. RefSeq names its product wingless-type MMTV integration site family, member 9B (gene wnt9b). Gene Ontology annotation, cellular component: extracellular region. Lineage: Eukaryota; Metazoa; Chordata; Cladistia; Polypteriformes; Polypteridae. The coding region runs from base 28 to 1098 and encodes 356 amino acids. Gene Ontology annotation, biological process: multicellular organism development; canonical Wnt signaling pathway; neuron differentiation. The transcript is spliced from 4 exons. Gene Ontology annotation, molecular function: frizzled binding; cytokine activity. The record is from RefSeq and is a predicted model, not a curated record.
GAUGAGGUGCGGAUCUCCGCCGCCACCAUGCGCCCCGGGCUCCCCAGGACCGCCUGCCUGCUGCGCUGCGCUGCCCUCCUCGGACUGGUGCUGCACGCCUCCGCGUUCUUCGGGUUGACCGGCAAGGAGCCCGUGGCGCUGCUGCCCGCUACGCUUCCCCAGCCCGGGGACACUCCGCCCGGGCGGGUCCACCUCAAGCAGUGCGAGCAGCUGAAGCUCACGCGCAAACAGAAGCGGCUGUGCCGGAGGGAACCGGGCCUGGCCGAAACGCUGCGGGACUCGGUGCGCCUCAGCCUGCUGGAGUGUCACUACCAGCUCAGGAGCGAGCGCUGGAACUGCAGUCUGGACGGCCGCCGCAGCCUCCUCAAGAGAGGGUUCAAGGAGACGGCCUUCCUGUUUGCGAUGUCCUCGGCUGCUCUCACCCACUCGCUGGCCAAGGCCUGCAGCUCUGGGCGCAUGGAGAGGUGCACGUGUGACGACUCGUCAGACCUGGAGCACCGGGAGGCCUGGCAGUGGGGCGUCUGCGGGGACAACCUCAAGUACAGCACCAAGUUCCUUAAGAACUUCCUGGGCCAGAGGAAGAUCAGCAAAGACCUGCGGGCACGAGCAGACAUGCACAACACUGAGGCGGGCAUCCGGGCUGUCAAGAGUGGCCUGAAGACCACCUGCAAGUGCCAUGGAGUGUCGGGGUCCUGCACAGUCCGAACCUGUUGGAAGCAACUAUCUCCAUUUCAUGAGACGGGCAGGAUGCUCAAAUUCAAGUACGAGUCGGCGGUGAAGGUUGUCAGCGUCACCAACUCGGCCACCGGGGAGGCGGAGCUUGUGGGGCCACGGCGCUCCGGCCAGCUGCCCCGUCCCACAGACCUUGUCUACCUGGAGGACUCUCCCAGUUUCUGCCGACCAUCUCGGUAUUCCCCCGGCACAGGUGGGCGGGUGUGUGCAAAGGAGACCACUUGUGACAGCCUGUGCUGCGGGCGGGGGUACAACACGGCACUCCGGACCACCGCCUUCUCAUGCCACUGCCAGGUGCAGUGGUGCUGCCAUGUGGAGUGCCAGACCUGCAUCCAGGAAGAAGAAGUGUACACCUGCAAGCACUGAGCGCCAAGGCGGGUGCGGAACGUGAGCCAGGAGACGUGGGGAUCAGCGCCAGGAGCCCAGCUGGCCGGAAAUGGAGGGUGUGACGCCACGAGGGAGCUGGCCAGACGCGCACACACACACCCACCCACCGCGGCUCCUAUCGCUUUCUCAGGCUGAUAACGUUUUGUUUUCCCAUCUGUGGAAACUCACCACCCCGUCCAGAGCGCCGGACCUCGUCCGCCAGGCAGUGCAGGACAGGGGAGAGUGUGGCACGCUGGCCGUCGUGGAAAAUGAGCAGGACAGACCCUGCUUUCCAAACUUUGGGCUUUGCUGGACGCACUUGCAGACCCCCCAUUUUAUCUGACUGCUUAAGCGGAAAUGACUGGCAGCCGAUUGUGUCCAAGCACACGACCAGGACGUGCACACAGUCCAUCCGUCCCCUACUUGUACAGGUGGGCACACUGGAUUGGAUGCCCCUACGCCCCUCUGCUCCUCACCCGCUCAUUCUAUUUACUGCUAUUGCUCUUUGGUCCAGUCGUGAUUGUUUUUGGGAGGUUUAUUCUGGGGUGCCCAUGUCCAGAGAGAAGGUCAGCUGUCCACCUCCAUAUGUCCACAGUAAGGUGUUGCGUGGCCCUUCUAGAUAUUCUGACAGCACCCCCUGCAGGGACACAUAGUGAUUGACCAGCCUGUCACCCCCCCAUCUUGGGUUGUAAAGUGGUCCACAUAGAGACCACUGAAACGAGUGACCCAACCCCAGGACCCCGCCUGACCUUAGCUCAGGGUUCAGAGCCCUGGACUGCACACAUGUGAGGGGCGGGGCAAAGACAGAGAAGGUGGGUGUAUUGAUGGCAGCUUCAAAAAAUGGGGUGGCACCUAAGACAGCGAUUGGCUGUUUGCCUGUCCAUCUAAAAGCAGCACAAGAAAAAACACCAAACAGGGGAUGAAAUAUAAAAUUAGAACAAAAAAUGAAACAAUUCAAGGUGGACUGGAGUCCUCAUUUGGGGUCUUCGCUUUCUUCAUCUCACUUGAUCUUCUGCAUUCCCAAACUGGUCCCUGCAGUGCCAGGACUCCUGGUGGGUAUGAGGAUGUUGGCAUCAAGCCUCUCACCCCAUUGCAUUGGAGGGCAGGAACCUAAACAGAUCAGUUGAGACGUGUGUCCCGUCCCCACUGUGCAUGUCAGGGUGGGCACACGUCAUGGGGCACCAUGUGGACUGGCAUGGUUGGUAGAGCACUUUUAGACUCAAUAAACAAGCACUUAAACCAGGGGGCACAUGACCAGAGUGGAUGGCACUAAAAGUGGGUACAGCACCAGCGAGAGGGAAAAGUGAAAUGAAGCAGGAAAGACAGGUAGGCCCGACCACUGGGGGCGCUAGAGAGUAGACGGGAAUAGGCAGGACUGGAGGGUGACCUGAGGAGUGGACAGAAGUGGACAUCAGGAAAGAAGAGUGACAGGGACAGGAGAGACGUGGAAACUGGGAGGAAAGAAAGUGGGAGGGCACAAGUGGCACUCAAGGGGUAAAAUGUUAAAAUUAAAGGAAAGAACAAAACACAAAAUAAAAUAAAAAGACUAAAAAAUGACGAAAAAGAAGAAAAGACAAAAAAGGAAAAAGAAGGGAAAAAAAAUCCAUCCACGGUGUCGAGUGGAUGGAGCCUAACAUGACCGUGUUGGUCAAAGCCCACUCUGGAAGGAACAGCAGCCCACCACAGAGCCAUUACAAGUGACGAUAAAGAGUGGAAAUGAGUUGGUGACCAAUAUGGGAGUUGCAAAUGACCAGUGAAUGAGUGAGAAGAGUGGACAUCACAGCCACUGGGCACAGCUAGGGUGACCCUCUACCCACUUGAGCCCAGUGGUCUCUACUGUCCAGUACAAUGUGGCACAUCAGGUGUUCAGCCUUGGGGACCGUCAGAAAUGGGCCACUGGGAGUCUAUGGGGGGCAUUGGGGUCAUGGAAGGUCAUCCAGGGUCUUGAUGGUCAUUGGGGUCUUUAAGGAUCAUUGGGGCACUGAGUUUAUAGAAGGCCACUUGGGCUCUUGUAGGGUCCUUAGGGUUUUGGAAAGUCAUUUCAGAUAUUUAAAGGUCAUUGAGGCUCUUUGAGGCUAUGGAAGGUCAUUUGUAAGGGUCAUUUGGGGUCUUGUAAGGGUCAUUUGGGGUCUUUAAGGGCUCAUUGCCAUCUCAGUGUGCCCUGACUGUUUAAUUCACGUCUGUUUGGGGCAAUCAGCUCUGAUGACCGUUAUGUCCACCAUGUGAUUUGCAUUUGAGUGAGGGGAGAACCCGAGACCACCGCGUCCAAUCCGAUUUGUCUUUUUCUACCUCACCUGCGCCACUUGGCCGACGGAUGGCAGCCCCUAUUUAUGUUGUUAUUUAAUUGUCGACGACACUGCCUUGUAUAUAGCGCUUCUUCGCCUCCUUUUCAGUUCUAAACCAAUAAACUUGCUGCAUUUGUA